Messenger RNA from Brenthis ino (lesser marbled fritillary), 777 nucleotides. NCBI's taxonomy places the organism in Eukaryota, Metazoa, Arthropoda, Insecta, Lepidoptera, Nymphalidae. The record is from the annotation of a GenBank genome assembly.
AUGGAAAACAGUCUAAGUGCAAGCCAACAACAAUAUAGUAUUAUGCUAGAUUUUAUGGAAACGAAUGGUGAUCUUUCUAGACCUCAGCGAGGGGCUCGAAGAAAGCUAAAAGCUAAAAGGUUGUGGAAUGAGCUUGCAGAACUUUUAAAUUCUGUAGGGGGGAGUGCGGUUCAAAAUCAAGCUGAUAAAUGGAAAAGGGUGUGGUCUGACUGGAAAACAAAGACAAAAAAGAAGACCUCUGGUGGAGGACCAGAUACAGUUACACCACUUAACUCUUUGGAAGAACGGGUCCUUAGAAUCAUUGGUAUUGGCUCUUUCUCAGGGGACGUAGAAGUUCCAGAAGCAGGAUUUGAACUACGACUUCCCCUUCCGGCUCGCUUACACCAAAACACCCACAGAAGUCUAGGACUUUCAGUAGAGGAAGCAUGGCGCACAGAGGCGAGCACACUCCCAAUUCCAGAGAUACCUCAUACUGCACCUGUAUCUUCUAAUUUGGAAAGACCGGGAGAUGCUCAAAGAUCGCCCUCAGCAUGUAAGCGCCCACGUCAUCGUCGUCGUAGCAGCAUUGGGCAACGCAGACGACUACACUUGACCCCAUUCCAACAAGCCACCAGGGAAUUCGUGCGCAUCGAGGAAGGCAGACUGCACCUAGAAGAGAUGCACAUGACCAAGGAGCACGAAAGAGAAACGGCAAGAAUAAGCAUCGAAUCUCAAAGAAACAGGAUACUACAAAAAAUACUAGAUAAUAUUGAGAGAUUUUUAACACGCGACAUGAAA